AAAAUCCGGCAAGAUGGAGGAAGCCUGUGAAGAUAUAGAUCAAAUGUUCAGUGACUUAUUGGGAGAAAUGGAUUUGCUAACUCAGAGCUUAGAAGUGGAAUCCAUGCCUACUCCACCCCCAAAAUUAUCUGAUGCUGAAUUUAAUUUUGCAGUUGGCUUCAAAGAUUUAAAUGAGUCCUUGAACACAUUGGAAGAUACUGAUUUAGAUACUUUAAUGGCUGAUCUUAUAGCAGACAUCAGUGAAGUAGAAAAGACCACAUUACAAGAACCAAGGGAUACCUCUUACAAUGAGCAAGGUGCCAUUAUGCAGCCACCAGCAAAGGCUACUCCUACUUGUGGAACUCAGUCAGUGCUAAGUAAUAUUCCUCCCCAUGUUGAGAAUGAGUUACCAGCCCCUCCUGCAGAAAUGCCAAUGCUGCCACUAACCCUUCCAGCCAUUCCUCUGCAGCCGCUCACUCAGGAAGCACAAGAACAAGCAAAAGCUGACAAGAUUAAACUAGCAUUAGAAAAACUAAAGGAAGCCAAGGUUAAAAAGCUUGUUGUCAAGGUGCACAUGAAUGAUAACAGCACAAAGUCUCUAAUGGUGGAUGAACGGCAAGUGGCACGUGAUGUCUUAGACAAUCUCUUUGAAAAAACCCACUGUGAUUGCAAUAUAAACUGGUGCCUUUAUGAAAUAUAUCCUGAACUACAAAUCGAAAGAUUUUUUGAAGAUCAUGAAAAUGUGAUUGAAGUCUUAUCCCAUUGGACUCGAGACACUGAAAAUAAGAUACUAUUCUUGGAAAAAAAUGAAAAAUAUGCUGUAUUUAAAAACCCUCAGAAUUUCUACUUGUCAAACAAAGGAAAAAAUGAAAGCAAGGAAAUGAAUGAGAAAAGCAAAGAAGCAUUAUUGGAGGAAAGCUUCUGUGGCACAUCGGUUAUUGUGCCAGAAGUUGAAGGUGCCCUUUAUUUAAAGGAAGAUGGAAAGAAGUCCUGGAAGAGGCGCUAUUUUCUUCUACGAGCUUCAGGCAUUUAUUAUGUCCCCAAAGGAAAGACCAAGACAUCCCGUGACUUGGCUUGUUUCAUACAGUUUGAGAACGUAAAUGUUUAUUAUGGUAUUCAGUACAAAAUGAAGUAUAAGUCCCCUACUGAUUAUUGUUUUGUCUUAAAGCAUCCUCAAAUACAGAAGGAGUCACAGUACAUCAAAUACCUGUGCUGUGACGACAAGCAGUCUUUACAUCAUUGGGUAACUGGUAUCAGAAUUGCAAAGUAUGGAAAGGCCUUGUAUGAUAACUACAUUGGUGCGGUACAAAAGGCUGAGUUAGCUUCACGUCUGGCAAAGCCAGGAAAUACUAAAUCCAUAGCUUCUGGGGGAUCAUCUUCAAAAGGUAGCACUCAUGCCAAUGGACAAAUCCCCCAAAACGUAACCCUUAAUACAGCAAACACUGCAGAAAUUGGAAAAUCUGGUGCUAUGCCAAAGAUACAUAAUGUUAAAAAACCAGAUGAUACCUUCAAUGUUAGUCAAGCAUCAUCCCUACCUGUACAACAGGUGAAACAGAUCCGCAAACCUGGUGGUUUGCACCCUCCUCCCCCUCCUCAAAGACGGUCUUCUACUACUGCUGUUUCAUUGGACCUACCCACCAUUGCUGAGAGGAAAAAUCCAACUUUCUUACCAAAUUAUGAAGAGUUUCCACCACCCCCUGAAUUUAUACCCCUUCCUCCAAAUUUGGAAGAUCUGCCACCGCCACCACCACCGCCACCACCGUCUCCGCCACUACCUGAAUACUAUGAAUCUCCUCCUGAUUUCACUCCCCCUCCCCCACCUUUUCUUGCUACUGGCAUGGGCUCUGCGGAACUACUGCCACCUCCGCCACUGCCCUUCCUCUCUGUCCCUGGUCUUCCUCCUGCAACCAAGAAGAAACCACCACCACCUCCUAGAAGACAAGAAGAAGGUGCUUGUCAGGUUGUAAGACCAAAACAAAGUGGAUCAAUUUCAAGGGGACAUGCUGCUGAGCAAGGAGAUUUCAUGUCUGAUCUAAUGAGAGCAUUGCAAAAGAAAAGGAGUGAGUCAUCAUGAACUAAGUAGGUUUAAACAUCAGGUGAUCUAAAGGAGUAUAUGCUAGAAAAAAUUAUGCAGACACAGACCAAAGGCUUGGUUGAGCUACUGGUU
Protobothrops mucrosquamatus (brown spotted pit viper) is the source of this 2146-nucleotide messenger RNA. It is a transcript of the gene APBB1IP, whose product is annotated as amyloid beta precursor protein binding family B member 1 interacting protein. The coding region runs from base 14 to 2053 and encodes 679 amino acids. Gene Ontology annotation, cellular component: cytosol; plasma membrane. The transcript has 14 exons. Gene Ontology annotation, biological process: signal transduction. The record is from RefSeq and is a predicted model, not a curated record. Lineage: Eukaryota; Metazoa; Chordata; Lepidosauria; Squamata; Viperidae.